Sitodiplosis mosellana (orange wheat blossom midge) is the source of this 5961-nucleotide messenger RNA. RefSeq names its product voltage-dependent calcium channel type A subunit alpha-1-like. Lineage: Eukaryota; Metazoa; Arthropoda; Insecta; Diptera; Cecidomyiidae. Bases 159 to 5630 code for a protein of 1823 amino acids. Gene Ontology annotation, biological process: calcium ion import across plasma membrane; chemical synaptic transmission. Gene Ontology annotation, molecular function: high voltage-gated calcium channel activity; calcium ion binding. The record is from RefSeq and is a predicted model, not a curated record. The transcript is spliced from 29 exons. Gene Ontology annotation, cellular component: voltage-gated calcium channel complex; membrane.
GAUUCAUUAUUAGUUUCAUCAGUGGGUUUCACAAAAAAAUCCAUGGAUGAAUUGUUUGUGGGAAAACGCGUGUAACAUUCAUAUAUAUGAAAAUCAAAAAGAAAAUCGCUGACAAUCUUUAACAACAGGAUUUUUGCUUGACGCUGAUUUUGUUAGCAAUGGAAUAUUUUAGGCUAGCAGCGCAGGAGGCUCAAGCGUCAGGUCCAAGUGCAAAAGUAUCAACGCAAACGACAUCUACCUCACGUCAAAAUGUCAAAGUUGAAGUGGUGCAACCAACGAUUACGGUGGCCAUGCCAUCUGGACCAACAUCAUUGUUUCUAUUCACCGAAGAUCAUCCGCUGCGGCGGCUCAUGCGUUUCAUCAUCGAGUGGCCACCAUUUGAAUACACAAUCCUUGUGACAAUCAUUGCUAAUUGUUUAGUGAUGGCAUUGGAACAGCAUCUACCUGAUGGCGAUCGAACGACGCUUGCACAAAAUUUAGAAGCAACCGAACCAUUUUUUCUGGGCAUUUUUUGUGUUGAAGCAUCGUGCAAAAUAAUUGCAUUAGGUUUAAUUUUACAUGAAAACUCCUACCUUAGAAACGCAUGGAAUAUUAUGGACUUUUUUGUGAUUGUCACAGCAAUAAUCGCUCUGUUUCCGAGCCUGGGUGCAAAACUCAAUUUGCGAACACUUCGAGCGAUUCGAGUGUUACGUCCAUUAAAACUAGUGUCGGGCAUUCCAAGUUUGCAAGUGGUUCUAUUUUCAAUAUUAAAAGCAAUGGCUCCACUACUUCAAAUCGGAUUGUUGGUGCUAUUUGCAAUCGUCAUUUUUGCCAUAAUUGGUUUGGAAUUUUACUCUGGUGCAAUGCAUAACACAUGCUAUGACCCUGAAAAUCCGACGUCAAUUGUCGAAGAAGGCGGCAAGGAAGUACCCUGUAAUCCAAACAAAACAGGAGCCAAUCCGUGUUCAGAAGGCGUCUGUUCAGACGGAUGGAUAGGACCAAACAGUGGCAUUACCAGCUUCGAUAACAUCGGCUAUGCAAUGCUCACUGUCUUUCAGUGCAUAACAAUGGAGGGAUGGACGCCUUUGAUGUACUUUUUGAACGAUGCACUCGGCCCACAAUAUAAUUGGCUGUAUUUUAUUCCGUUGAUUGUGCUCGGCUCGUUCUUUAUGCUGAAUCUAAUCCUCGGUGUUUUGAGCGGUGAAUUUGCAAAGGAGCGUGAGAAAGUCGAAAAUAGACAAGAAUUUCUGAAACUUCGUCGGCGUCAACAGGUUCAAAAAGAGUUGGAUGGCUAUGUGGAUUGGAUUUGCAGAGCGGAGGAAGCGAUUUUAGCCGAAGAUCGAACGACCGACGAGGAAAAGAUGCACAUUAUGGACGUGCGGCGGCGACUAGCAGCCAAAAAACGAAAAUUAAAACUUGCCGGCAAAUCAAAAUCUACCGACACUGAAGACGAGAGCAAUUAUGAGUACUGCGACGAUGAUCUUUCAGGCUAUACAAAAAGUAAGACACAGCGCGAUGGCAGCUUUUGGUUAGCUGAAAAACGACUUCGAUUCCGUAUACGGCACAUGGUCAAAUCACAAUGGUUCUACUGGUUUGUCAUAGUGCUCGUUUUUCUAAACACAGCAACAGUUGCAUCCGAGCACUAUGGCCAGCCGCAAUUUUUAACAGAUUUCCUAUUUUACACGGAAUACGUUUUCCUUGGGCUGUUCAUCUCGGAGAUGUGCCUUAAAAUCUAUGCGAUCGGACCACAUAAGUACUUUCAGUCGGCGUUUAAUCGGUUUGAUUGUAUCGUCAUAUUUGCCUCGCUGUUUGAAAUCGUAUGGACGCAUUUCAAAAGCGAUUCGUUCGGUUUGUCUGUGUUGCGUGCAUUGCGUUUGUUGCGUAUAUUCAAAAUAACCGCCUAUUGGUCAUCGUUAAGAAAUUUGGUGAUUUCACUGCUUAAUUCGAUGCGAUCGAUUCUUUCGUUGCUCUUCCUUCUGUUUCUGUUCAUUAUGAUAUUUGCUAUGCUCGGCAUGCAACUAUUUGGUGGACAAUUUAACUUUGACGAAGGUACACCGCCAGCCAAUUUCGAUACAUUCGGUAUUUCGUUGUUGACGGUGUUUCAAAUUUUGACGGGCGAAGAUUGGAAUGAGAUCAUGUACGAUGGCAUCGAAUCGCAAGGUGGCAUUGAAUCGAAGACUGGAAUGUUAUAUUCAUCGUACUUUAUCAUCUUGACACUCUUCGGUAAUUACACGUUGUUGAAUGUAUUCUUGGCCAUUGCUGUGGACAAUUUGGCAAAUGCACAAGAGUUGACAGCUGCCGAAGAAGAGCAAGAAGAAGAAGACCGAGAGAAACAGCUGCAGGAAUUGGAAAAGGAGAUGGAAGCAUUGCACGGUGACAAUGUUAGAGUUAAUGAGAAUGCAAUGACAACGACAACGACAACAACAAUAUCGAAAGGUUCAAAGAAAACCAAAGACAGACCAAAAGUACAAAUUGACCUAGACGAAGCGGGACCAAAACCUAUGCUUCCUUAUUCAUCAAUGUUCAUUUUUUCACCAACAAACCCAAUUCGAUGUGCAGCGCAUUGGAUAGUCAAUUUAAAGUAUUUUGACUUUUUCAUAAUGUUAAUCAUUGGAUUAUCGUCCAUGGCGUUAGCCGCCGAAGAUCCAGUGGACGAGCAUUCAAAAACAAACCAAAUUCUUGAUAAAUUCGAUCAUGCGUUCACCGCUGUCUUCGCGGUGGAAAUGUUUCUGAAGAUUAUCGAUUUGGGCGUGUUAUUCCAUCCAGGCAGCUAUUUGCGUGAAUUCUGGAACAUUAUGGAUGCGGUCGUUGUUAUUUGUGCCAUAUUUAGUUUUGGCUUCAAGUACUUCACGGACGGUGGUGGAAGCAUAGGACAAAAUUUAGCUACAAUUAAGUCGUUGAGAGUUCUACGUGUUUUGAGACCGCUCAAAACUAUUAAACGAAUCCCAAAAUUAAAAGCCGUCUUUGACUGUGUUGUUGGAUCGUUGAAAAAUGUCGUAAACAUUUUGAUUGUUUAUCUACUGUUUCAAUUCAUUUUUGCCGUUAUCGGCGUUCAGUUGUUUAACGGUAAAUUCUUUUACUGUACCGAUCCAAGCAAACACAAUAGAGAAGAUUGCCGGGGAAAAUAUUUUGAGUUUGAUCCCGGCGAACAAUUUCCCAAAGUAGAAACUCGUCAGUGGAAAAUACAAUCUUUCAACUAUAACAAUGUAGCUGCGGCCAUGCUUACACUAUUUGCUGUUCAGACUACCGAAGGAUGGCCAAGCGUUCUACAAAAUUCAAUGGCUGCUAGCUUAGAAAAUCACGGACCAAUACCAAACUAUCGCCUCGAAAUGUCCAUUUUCUACAUCGUGUACUUCAUUGUCUUCCCGUUUUUCUUUGUAAACAUAUUCGUCGCAUUGAUAAUCAUAACAUUUCAAGAGCAGGGCGAAGCAGAGCUACAAGAUGGUGGAAUCGAUAAGAAUCAGAAAUCUUGUAUCGAUUUCGCUAUUAACGCCAGACCAUUUGCAACGUAUAUCCCACCGAAGCGUAAAAAGUACAAGUAUAAAAUUUGGAAAAUGGUCAUUUCGACGCCAUUUGAUUAUUUCAUCAUGCUGCUGAUUGUGUUGAAUACUAUACUCUUAAUGAUGAAGUAUCAUGGGCAGAAUAAAAGCUAUGAAAGUGCGUUGUGCUAUGUCAAUAUGCUCUUCACUGGACUCUUUACGAUUGAAGCGGCUCUGAAAAUAUUCGGUUUUGGUCUCAAGAAUUACUUCCGAGACGCCUGGAAUGUUUUCGAUUUCAUCACCGUUGUUGGGAGUAUCAUUGAUGCUAUCGUUUCAGGAUUAACGGCAAACACAUUGAAUUUGGGCUUCUUACGGCUGUUUCGAGCCGCUAGAUUGAUCAAGCUACUUCGUCAAGGAGACACGAUUCGGAUAUUGCUUUGGACAUUUGUUCAGUCAUUCAAAGCCCUCCCCUACGUCUGUUUACUUAUCGCAAUGUUGUUCUUCAUUUACUCCAUCAUCGGAAUGCAAGUGUUUGGAAACAUAAAAUUGGACGCAGACACGGAAAUCAAUCGGCAUAAUAAUUUUCAAACAUUUUUCGCCGGUUUAAUGCUGUUGUUUCGUUGUGCCACCGGAGAAGCGUGGAAUAGUAUAAUGCUUUCGUGUUUGCAUGGUGAUUGCGAGAAGAAAAAAGAUCAAGAUGAUUGCGGCUCACCAUUGGCCUUCGCUUAUUUCGUUUCAUUCAUUUUUCUGUGUUCGUUUUUGAUGUUAAAUCUGUUUGUGGCUGUUAUUAUGGAUAAUUUCGACUAUUUAACACGCGACUCGAGCAUUUUGGGCGCACAUCAUUUGGAUGAAUUCGUCCGAAUUUGGAGCGAAUACGAUCCAAAGGCUGAAGGAAAGAUUCAUUACACCGAAAUGUAUGACAUGCUGAAAAACAUUGAUCCUCCAUUGGGCUUUGGUAAUAAAUGCCCGAAUCGACUGGCCUAUAAAAAGUUGAUGCGAAUGAAUAUGCCGAUCGAUGAUGAUAAAAAAGUCAAUUUCACCACGACGCUGUUUGCAAUAAUCCGAGAAAACUUGUCUAUUAAAAUGAGAGGCGCCGAAGAAAUGGAUACUGCUGAUGAAGAGCUUCGCGAGACCAUUCGGAUGAUUUGGCCAUUACAGGCGCGAAAAAUGAUGGAAUUACUGGUUCCAAGAAAAGAAGUGCUCAAUAAAUACAAUUUAACCGUUGGCAAAAUCUACGGUGGACUUUUGAUAUUGGAAUCAUGGAGAAAUACGCGGUUUGGGAAAAGGAAAAGUCGCUUUGGCGCACUGCCUGAUGUUGCCGGAGAUGUUCCACGGCGCAGUAUUCCAGGAGAUCAUCUGCGUGUUCCUGAUGCUCACCAAGAUAUUCGAACACCACAUCAUCGUCACAGCAUUUUUUCGCAGGAUAUCGACCUUUCCGACACUGUUGCUAAUUUUGUCGAUUUCGUGAAAGAAGGUCGUCAUAAUCGUCAUCGUUAUCGCCACAACAUGCACACGAAAUACAGAGGUUCUUGGUCAACUUCAUCGAGUCCUGUGGGUUCCCCGUCUCCAAGAGAAUCAAAUGCUGGCCUGAAUGGAUGCUAUGGCACAACGAGUCUUCAGCAAAGAUCACGAUCUCCCAGCCCUUCGCAAUCAAAAUCAAAUCAUUUCAGAGACUAUCAACAAAGCUAUCAAGUGUUACACGCGCGGCGAAAUCGUGGACGCAUUUUGCCCGCAACGCCAAACAAACCAUCCAUUUUACAAAUCCCAGAGACAGAUGCUAAAUUUUCCGAACUGAAUCGUACUCCGACACGAAAUUACCACAACCGAAGAAAUCAAUCAUUAGCUACACCGCAUAGUGUUCAUGAAUUUCCCCAAUCAUGGAGUACGACAUUUUACAAUCAGAAUCGUCGUGAGAGUUUCGAUAAUGACGGUAAUCGUUCCCGUUUCCGUGAUAAGGAACGAGAAUUAUACGAACGACAAGUGGAGUUUGAACGUGAACUGGAAAAAGAACGAUUGGACAUAGGAGGAACACCAUCAACUCCGAUGUCUUUUGAAGAUGCAUUCCAUAUGGGGCGAACUGGGCGCACAUUUCCAUCAACAUCAAUUGCUGGGCGAAAAUCGACCAUAGUCAGUGGCCGAAGAUACGAUCUAGACGAAGAAGACUGGUGUUAAUUAUUAGAUAUUCAUGAGCUGUACUCCGAAUAACAAGCCUUAUAACCACAACAAUACCAAUUCGCACAAUGAAAUUCAUACAUUUAAUUCGACAUUUCUUUAUAUGAUAUACAACACAUUCUUAAUCAGUAUUCUUUGUAAAUAUUUAGGCAUUCUCUAUCAAAUUUAACACUCUUGCCUUUUUUGUGAAUUAUUAUUGAAAGCAACAGAAACAAAACAAGUGCCACACGGGUCGCUUGCGUAGAAAAUGAAAGUGUUAUCAAUUGUUUAUUCGUUAAUUUAUAUGUAACGUCUCAAACCAUUAUAUUCAAAUCAAUAAAAUAUUUGGCCG